UGACGUAACAAACGGAAAGGCGGAUGAUGCUAUGAAUAUGAAGAUAAAAUGGACAGUUAGCCGUUAAUGCACGCCAAAUGCAAAGAUGAAAUUAUUGACAGUAGUUGUCAUCACCAUAUCAUGGGGCUUCUUAUAUGGCAAGUCUAUUAAAGAAGCUUCAAAAGGAGGUCACCAAUGUGAAUACAAUGAAAAGAAAUAUUCGGAAGGGGAGGAAAUAAUAGCCACAAGACGUAUGUGUUUGACAUGCAACUGUUCAAAAGAUUUUUAUGAACCUAAUAAUGUCGUUUGUGAUGUUAUUGAAUGUAAAAACAUCGGACCUUUAGAAAGAGGAUGCAUGCCUAUUUAUAAUGACAUUGAUUGCUGCCCUGUUGAUUGGAAUUGUGAUGAAGCCAAGUCAUUGCAGUUAAAGUGUGAGAAACGUUUUCUAAAACACUAUGAAGUAAAGGGCUGUACACCAGUACCAGACAGUGGUUCAGACUGUCCGGUGCGUUACAAUUGUCCAGAUAAAAAACAAGAGGUCAAUAACACAGUAUGUCUUUACAAAGGACGAUCCUAUAAAAAGGACGAGGAAAUUGACAUUGGAAAUUCGUGCGAAAUAUGCACCUGUCAGCGAAGUUACUCGACUGAUGGACUGGAAAUUCAUUGUGUAUCGAUUGAAUGUCCGGAGUUAUUUAGCCCACCUUUGAACGACAGUUGCCACCGAAUCUAUGAUGCCGGGAAAUGCUGCCCCGUAAGAACUCAAUGUACAGAAGAUGAAAUCACUCAAAAAUCCGAAAAAGUUUGUGAAUACGAUGGAAAGAUUUUCAAAUAUGGAGAAAGAAUCUACCCAAAUGAAGAUCCUUGCCUGAGCUGUGUUUGCAACGAACAGUGGACCGGUAUCCAUGGAAACAGCUGCAAAGUGCACGAAUGUGCUUUGGAAUUAAAACUCAAGCAACUACAGAGUGGGUGCAUUCCUAUUUAUCAUGAAGGCACAUGCUGUCCAAUCGAAUUUUACUGCGGAACUCCAGAAGAGGGUUUCAAAAAUGUGACUGUACCUUUGGUGAAUAAAGAAGAUGAGAAAUCUGAAAACUUUUGCGUCUUUAGAGGGACUCACUACGGAGUUGGACAAACACUAGAAAUUAAUCAUCCAACUAACUGUGUUACAUGUACGUGUGCUACUCCUCCUGAUUUCACGUGCGUUCAUACAAGUUGCCCAAGACCACCGAAUGAUGAUUACGAGAACUGUGAAAUUGCUUACAUACAAGGAGAGUGUUGUCCUACCUAUAAUUGUAGGCAAGCAUCUGGUCCAGCAUUUGCAUCAGCACCAACGCCUCCUCCAAUGUGUUCUCCAGUGGUGUGUCCUACAGGCUGUUCUGAAGUGACGAUUCAUAACUCUUGUCCUUUCUGCAUGUGUCAAGAAAAGCUUUGCUCACCUCCCAAAUGCGAGGAUGGAUGUAUUGUGCAGAAAGAUGUGCCAGAAGGUCAAUGCCCUGGCUGUGAAUGUUCCGGAAGAAAUCCAGCCGCAUUAUUUUGUUCUCCUGUAUCAUGCAAGGGAGAUUGCUUUGAAGUAGUAGACCCCAGUGGUUGUCCAAUGUGCAUAUGUGGUCCUAUGUGCAGCCCUCCAAAAUGUCAACCUGGAUGCGAAGUCGUUAGAAAUGUUCCAAAAGGAGAAUGUCCUAAAUGUAAAUGUCCAGGCGAUGUCACUAAAACAGGUCAAGCGCAGUGUUCCCCUGUGCGAUGUCCAUCGGGAUGUACUGAAGUUGUUGGAGAAUCUGGUUGUCCAUCAUGUGACUGUCAACCUUUGUGUUCCCCACCAAAAUGUGAUCCCGGAUGUUACUUAAAUCCAUAUCCGACUGGACCUUGCCCAGAGUGUGUUUGCGAAGAUAAGGAAUCCGUUCCGCAACUUCUUUGUUCCCCAGUCAAGUGUGGGCCACUUUGCCAUGAAGCUUAUGACGGAGAAGGCUGUCCCACCUGCAUUUGUGAUCCCGUUUGCACACCACCUGUUUGUGAUAAAAAUUGUCAUUUGGAUUACAACUCAAAUACUGGACCAUGUCCUGUCUGCGUUUGCAAUAAAGAUCCCGUUUUAUGCCCAACUGUUUCAUGUGGUCACAUGUGUGAAAAGAAAUUAGGAGCCGAUGGCUGUCCGACAUGUUCUUGCGGACCGUUAUGUACUCCACCAAAAUGUGAGCCUGGUUGUCACCUCGAAUAUGACAGAGCUUCUGGACCUUGUCCAUCAUGCAUUUGCCCAGUAGCACAACUUCAAUGUGCACCCGUUAAAUGUGAUGAUAUGUGCUUAAUUGCGAUUGGUGAUAAUGGCUGCCCAACUUGCGUUUGCAACACUCAGUGUUCACUUCCGAAGUGUGAAGCUGGAUGUGAGCUACGAUACAAUGAGGAGAAUGGUUUAUGUCCAUCAUGUGUAUGCUCUUUUAAUAACGGCGUGCAGUGUGCUUCUCCUAAGUGUGGAUCUGGAUGUCAUAUAAAUUACGAAACAAAACCAUGCCCUAGUUGCUUUUGUAUUUCUCAAUUAGGUGUUCCAGUUGUUCAGUGUGCUCCACCAAAGUGUAGUCCAGGUUGUCAUAUUGAUUAUUCCACAAAACCUUGCCCAAGUUGUAAUUGCCCUCAAGUUCAACCUGCUAUUCAAUGCUCUACCCCUAAAUGCGAUGUCGGAUGUGAAAUCAAUUAUUCCACAAAACCUUGCCCUAGCUGCAGCUGUGAAGGCUCAAAUCAUCCUAUUGUUCAAUGUUCUCCCCCUAAAUGUGAUGCCGGCUGUCAAAUAAAUUAUUCCACAAGUCCUUGCCCUAGUUGUGUUUGCGGUGCUUCAAAUAUUCCACUUGUUCAGUGCUCUCCCCCGAAAUGUGAUGCCCCGUGUCAGAUUGAUUACAGCUCGAAACCUUGUCCCAGUUGCGUCUGUGGCAAUCAAAACAUUCCAUCCAUUCAGUGCUCUCCUCCGAAAUGCGAUGCUCCAUGUCAGAUCGAUUACAGCACGAAACCUUGUCCCAGUUGUGCCUGCGACAAUCAACACAUGCCAACGAUUCAGUGUUCUCCUCCUAAAUGCGAAUCAGGAUGUCAGAUAGAUUAUAAUGCCAGACCAUGUCCUAGUUGUGUUUGCGGAAAUCAGAACGGUCCAAUGAUUCAGUGUUCUCCUCCUAAAUGUAAUGCAGGAUGUCAAAUUGAUUACAAUUCUAGACCAUGUCCAAGCUGUGUUUGUGGAAACCAAAACAUUCCAAUUAUUCAUUGUUCUCCUCCUAAAUGUGAUACAGGAUGUCAAAUUGAUUAUAAUGCCAGACCAUGUCCCAUUUGUGUUUGUGGAAUUCAAGAUAAGCCUACUGUUCUUUGUUCACCUCCAAAGUGCGAGUCUGGUUGUCAUAUUGACUAUAACACUAAACCUUGUCCCAGUUGUAUUUGUGGAACAGCACCAAUUCUUCCACCUGUUCUGUGCUCACCUCCAAAAUGCGAAUCAGGCUGUCAUAUUGACUACAAUAGCAAACCUUGCCCAAGUUGUGUUUGCGGAACUGCACCAAUUCAGUGUUCUCCUCCUAAGUGUGAAUUAGGGUGCGAAGCAGAUUAUAAUGCUCAACCAUGUCCAACUUGUGUCUGCAAAGAACAGGUUGAUUCUACCUUGCAAUGCUCACCAGUGAAAUGUGACAUUGGUUGUGAAAUUGAUUACUCGACAAAACCAUGCCCAAGUUGUAAAUGCAGCUCUGAUUCUGCUUUACAAUGUUCACCCGUGAAAUGCGACGUUGGUUGUGAAACUGAAUAUUCAACAAAACCAUGCCCAAGCUGUAAAUGUGGUGUUCUGUGUAGUCCUAUAAGAUGUGGACCUGGUUGUCAAGUUAAUUAUAACUCCAGACCUUGUCCUAGCUGCAAAUGUGACACAUUCCGAAGACUUCAAUGUUCACCACUUAGAUGUCCUGUUGGAUGCCACACAGAUUAUACUAUACAACCAUGUCCUCGAUGUGCAUGUGACACAGACACUUCUGGAACGCCUGGCAUUCUCUGUUCUCCUCCUAAAUGUGAUGAACCGGGUUGUAGUUUGGACUUCUCAACUAAACCAUGUCCUAGUUGUAGAUGUGGUACUCAAGGAAUUUCUGAUAUUAUGUGCUCUCCUCCUAAAUGUGAUGCUGGUUGCACUAUUGACUACUCAUCUAAGCCAUGUCCAGGUUGCACGUGUGGAUCUUUGGGUCCUUCUGAUAUUUUGUGCUCUCCACCCAAAUGUGAUUCUGGUUGUGAUAUAAAUUAUUCAACAAAACCUUGCCCUAGCUGCGCUUGUCGAGAUCAAAGAACUCUUCCUACUCUCCAGUGUUCCCCGCCGAAAUGUGACCCUGGUUGUCAAAUAGAUUAUAGUACAACACCAUGCCCAAGCUGCUCAUGUGAAUCCUCAAAUAUUCCAAAAAUUAUGUGCUCGCCGCCUAAAUGUGAUUUGCCAUGCAGAUUGGAUUAUUCUACUAAACCCUGCCCUAGUUGUAAAUGUGAAAAUGAACAAAAACCUUUUGGUGUUCGAUGUACAAUGCCGAAAUGUGACUCACCAUGUCAAAUUGAUUAUUCAACUCGUCCAUGUCCAAGCUGCAAUUGCAAUCCUGGAUUAGGUCCUCUUUGUUCUCCUGUAAAAUGUGAUCCAGGAUGUGAUGAAGUACCUGGGAACAAUGAAUGCCCUACAUGUCAAUGCCAGAGGACUUGUUCGAUUCCUAAGUGUGACGUAGGAUGUCGAGUCGAUUACAAUGCUGAACCAUGCCCUACUUGUGUUUGUGAUCGAUACCAAAGGAAGUAUUCUCCUUUGCUUUCGAAUCCUUACAGUGUUUUUGUAUCAGAUCCAGCUUGCCGUCAAACAAAAUGCGGCCCUGGCUGUGAAAUGGAACGGCAACCAAGUGGUACGGAGCGCUGCCCAAUGUGUCUUUGUAGUGGUAAGACAGGAGAGAAGAUUAAGUGUCUCGCAAUGCAUUGUGAACUGCCUUGUCGUUUUGAAAGGUUCAGCCCUUACGGAUGUCCAACUUGUAUUUGCCACCCUAUCCCCUGUCCACAAAUUAAAUGUGGACCUACAACUGUGGAAGAAAAACUUCCAGAAGAUAGAUGUCCUAAAUGUGUGCCAAAAGUCACCUAAGGUUCAUGAAGAAGAAAAAAACAUGCGUAAAUUUUUAAAUGGAGUUCAGCUUUUUAUAUCACUUUGAAGCAUCUGAAUGAGCAUAUAUUCAUUAUCAUUGAACUAUACAUGUUAUCGAGAGAGACUGACAAUUUAAAGAUCUGCUUCAGGCAAUGUUUGUUUUUGUGUAUUCAUCCUCAUUUAACUGUUAAUAAAUAAUUUUCAAAUAACUGCAA
Messenger RNA from Parasteatoda tepidariorum (common house spider), 5292 nucleotides. The record is from RefSeq and is a predicted model, not a curated record. NCBI's taxonomy places the organism in Eukaryota, Metazoa, Arthropoda, Arachnida, Araneae, Theridiidae.